Molecule: messenger RNA, 978 nt
Organism: Sclerotinia sclerotiorum 1980 UF-70
Lineage: Eukaryota; Fungi; Ascomycota; Leotiomycetes; Helotiales; Sclerotiniaceae
Exons: 2
Coding region: 1-978 (325 amino acids)
Biological process (GO): meiotic joint molecule formation; meiotic strand invasion involved in reciprocal meiotic recombination; homologous chromosome pairing at meiosis
Cellular component (GO): condensed nuclear chromosome; DNA recombinase auxiliary factor complex
Molecular function (GO): recombinase activator activity; double-stranded DNA binding
Source: RefSeq, a predicted model, not a curated record
AUGCCACCCAAACGCAAAAAGUCUCUUCUUGACCCCCCAACUGAAUCUUCUAUCCCAGAUGAUAACUUCGACGUCUCAUCAAUUGCAUCCCUUCCCUCUACCGCAUCAGCUACACCCAUCAAGCCCAAAUCCAAAAAACCUAAAGUCGAAAAGACUGAGAAAAGUGAGAAAGUUAAAGCAACAUCCAAAGCUAAAACCUCUGUCAAGGAAAAAGUUCUUGCGAAGGAUAAGGAGGGUAAAGAGUCUAAGGGAAAGGUUGGUGCUAAAGAUGGGAAGGAGGUGAAGGACACGAAGGAGAUUAAAGAAACUAAAGAGGCUAAAUUAAUAGGUAAAGAUGGGAAGGAGAAAGUAAAAGCAGUUACUGGGGAUGAGGCACAGGAGGUUUUGAUGGAGUAUUUGAUUAGGGAGAAUAGACCUUUUAGUGCGGGGGAUGUUAGCGGGAAUUUACAUGGCAAGGUAACCAAAACCCUCACCGAUAAACUUUUAAAAGAACUAAGCAACUCCGGUCUCAUCAAUGGAAAAGGUACAAAUGGUGAUGGAAAAGGUUCUCAAUGGGUAUACUGGGCAUUACAAUCUCCCUCUACUCUUUCACCCGAAGAACUCGCAGCUAUGGAUACUGAAAUCGAGAAUUUACGAGCUAGAAUUCCGGAAUUGAGAAUGGAUGUUAAGAAACUUAAUAUUAAACUUGGGGGAUUGGAAAAAGAAUUAGGAAUUGGGGAGUUGAAGGAGAGGAUUGAGAGAUUGGAGGAGGGGAAGAGAGAGAAGGAGGAGAGAUUGAGAGGAUUGAGGGAGGGAGGAGUGAAAGUGGUGAAGAAGGAGGAGGUGGAGAGGGUAGCGAGAGAAUUGAGUUAUUGGGGACGGAUGAGGGGGAUUAGGAAGAGGGGUUUUUUGAAUGCAGAGGGGGUUUUGUUGGAGGGGAUGGGGAGGGAGGAAAUUUGGGAGAGGGCGGGGAUUGAAGGGGAUGAGGAGGAGGGUUGA